This is a messenger RNA of Aedes aegypti (yellow fever mosquito), 5374 nucleotides long. Its product is annotated as ankyrin-3. The transcript has 14 exons. The record is from RefSeq and is a predicted model, not a curated record. Gene Ontology annotation, molecular function: protein binding. Lineage: Eukaryota; Metazoa; Arthropoda; Insecta; Diptera; Culicidae. Bases 617 to 4636 code for a protein of 1339 amino acids.
UCGCCAAGUUGGACGCGUUAUCCGGUUUCGCGUGACGCUCGUAGCUCGACUGAUGUUUCAAUCUAUCGCAGAAGAAGAACCAUAAUGUGUUAAUGUGUCGAUGCGAUUGGAACGCUUUUCGUGAGGGAAAUAUCUACUAGACGCCGCCAAGAAGAAGACGGGAGGAAGUGAUUUCGAUGGAGCUCCUGUUGCCAGUGCAUUUGAAGGCGUGUGUGAAGAAGUGAAGGUCGAUUUAGAAUUAGGUUAUGUGUAUUUAAAUUGUUUAGUGUAGUAGAACUCAAUGUGGUAGAAUAUAAAGUGUUGUUUGUUGAAGCAUUUAGGAUAGUGCGUAUGCCGAGAAGCUAGUAGCCGUUAUAGUGCGAGGCGCAGUUUUGUUACUCGACGCUUGGAAAGUUGUUAUUCGUCGCUUUUGGCAAAGCCUUGGAAUAUAGUAUUUACUCCUACCUUACCCUACCCGUAAUCUUCGUUAGUGAAUAUUCAAUUUCUCCCAUGUUUACAUAAGUGUGAAGUUAUUGUUGAAAAAGCAGUUCCUUACUGAGAAAAUAAGUGCUAGUGAAAAAAAUCUUAAGUAACGUGUCACCUCUGGUGAUCAACGGUCCCUAACAGAGCUCUCAUAAUGGCUCAAUUUGUAACUCACAUCCAGCCAACGCUGCUGGAGGCAGCCCAGGGCCACCUUCCCCAUCAUCAUGGCCACCAGGUGGGCAUGCAGCACUCGUCCCAUCUGCCCCACAGUGGCCACAAUAUGCCGUCACCUCCGACGGUUCACCAUGGCCAUGGUCACGGACAUCAUGGUCAUCACCAUUCGCCGUCGCAUGCAAAUCUUGCCCAUAGUGCCAGUCGGGAAAUCAGCAAUGGUAAAUCUUCUAAGCACCACUCGUCGUCGUCACAUCACCAGCCGAUGUCUCCCAAAUCGGCGACGGAUCACCAUCAUCAGCAUCAUCACACAGGAAGUGCAGAAUUGCAACAUCAGUACCACCAGCAGUACCACCAACAGAUGGCACAGAUCCAACAGCAGCAUACGCAUCACACGUCAUCGGCCGGGGCGACGAGCGGAAGCCAUCAUGGCCACAGCCAUCACCAUUCGGUCUCGUCUGACGGAAACACCUCGUUUCUGCGCGCAGCUAGAGCAGGCAAUCUAGAAAAGGUUUUAGAACAUCUUAAAAAUAACAUCGACAUCAAUACUAGCAAUGCGAAUGGCUUGAACGCGCUACAUCUCGCAUCGAAGGAUGGUCACGUGGCCGUGGUAUCGGAGCUGUUGGCUCGCGGUGCCACCGUUGAUGCGGCCACCAAGAAGGGCAAUACCGCGCUGCACAUCGCUUCGCUGGCCGGUCAGGAGGAAGUGGUCAAAUUGUUGAUCCAGAACAAUGCUUCGGUUAACGUGCAGUCGCAGAAUGGCUUCACGCCGCUCUACAUGGCCGCACAGGAAAACCAUGACUCGGUAGUGCGCCUAUUGCUUUCGAAUGGAGCUAACCAGAGUUUGGCCACUGAGGACGGAUUCACUCCGUUGGCUGUUGCUAUGCAGCAAGGACACGACAAGGUGGUUGCCGUAUUGCUGGAGAGCGACACUCGCGGUAAAGUUCGCUUGCCGGCUCUGCACAUCGCAGCGAAGAAGGACGAUGUUAAAGCGGCCACGCUUCUAUUGGAGAACGAUCAUAAUCCGGAUGUUACAUCGAAGUCCGGAUUUACGCCACUGCACAUCGCGUCGCACUACGGCAACGAAGCUAUGGCCAACUUGCUGAUCCAGAAGGGAGCGGAUGUGAACUACGCUGCUAAGCAUAACAUCAGUCCGCUGCACGUGGCCGCCAAGUGGGGCAAAACCAAUAUGGUUGCUCUGCUGCUGGAGAAAGGCGCCAACAUUGAAAGCAAGACCCGGGAUGGUCUAACGCCAUUGCACUGCGCUGCACGCUCCGGUCAUGAACAGGUCGUCGAUAUGCUGUUGGAGCGUGGAGCUCCCAUCAGCGCUAAGACGAAGAACGGACUGGCGCCGCUGCACAUGGCGGCCCAGGGCGAACACGUAGACGCAGCCCGCAUUCUUCUGUAUCAUCGUGCACCGGUCGAUGAAGUGACCGUAGAUUACCUGACGGCACUGCACGUAGCCGCUCAUUGUGGUCAUGUCCGCGUCGCUAAGCUUCUGUUGGAUCGCAAUGCCGAUGCGAAUGCCCGGGCUCUGAAUGGGUUUACUCCGUUGCACAUUGCGUGCAAGAAGAACCGCAUCAAGGUCGUCGAAUUGCUGUUGAAGCAUGGCGCCAGCAUUAGCGCUACCACGGAGAGUGGUCUGACUCCGUUGCACGUGGCUGCCUUCAUGGGAUGCAUGAACAUUGUCAUCUACUUGCUGCAGCACGAUGCCAGUCCGGAUGUGCCGACGGUUCGCGGAGAAACUCCGCUCCAUCUGGCGGCUAGAGCUAAUCAGACCGACAUCAUCCGCAUACUGCUGCGCAACGGUGCCCAGGUGGAUGCCCGCGCCCGCGAACAGCAAACGCCACUGCACAUCGCCUCCCGGCUCGGCAACGUGGACAUCGUGAUGUUGCUGCUGCAGCACGGCGCCCAGGUCGACGCCGUCACCAAGGACAUGUACACGGCGCUGCACAUCGCCGCCAAGGAGGGCCAGGACGAGGUCGCCGGAACAUUGCUAGAGAACGGAGCCCAGAUUGAUGCCGCAACAAAGAAGGGUUUCACGCCGCUGCAUUUAACUGCCAAGUACGGCCACAUCAAAGUUGCUGAACUGCUACUCACAAAGGACGCUCCUGUCGAUGCCCAAGGCAAGAACGGCGUAACUCCAUUGCACGUGGCCAGCCAUUACGAUAAUCAGAAUGUUGCGCUACUGCUGCUAGAGAAGGGCGCUAGCCCACACGCAACGGCCAAAAACGGUCAUACGCCGUUGCAUAUUGCCGCUCGCAAGAACCAGAUGAGCAUUGCCACAACUCUGUUGCAAUACGGCGCCAACGCCAACGCUGAAAGCAAGGCUGGAUUUACUCCACUUCAUCUAAGCUCGCAAGAAGGUCAUCACGAAAUGUCGGCUCUGCUGCUGGAGCAGAAGGCCAAUCCAGAUCAUCAGGCACGCAAUGGGCUUACGCCACUUCAUCUCUGCGCACAGGAAGACCGUGUCAACGUUGCACAAGUGUUGGUCAAACAUGGCGCAGAUACUCAGGCCGCUACCAAGGCCGGUUACACUCCACUGCAUGUCGCAUCGCAUUUUGGCCAGGCCAACAUGGUACGCUACUUGAUCCAACAAGGAGUUGACAUCAACGCUUCGACUGGCAUCGGUUACACGCCGCUACAUCAAGCUGCCCAGCAAGGUCAUUGCCAUAUUGUUAACAUCUUACUCGAGAACAAAGCGGAUCCUAACGCAAUUACAAAUAAUGGACAAACAUCACUCAAGAUCGCCCAGAAGCUGGGCUACAUCAGCGUACUGGAUUCUCUGAAGUCAGUAACCGAUACUGAGACCACUCAGGAUCAGCACCCAACCGAGGAGAAGUACCGUGUCGUCGCACCGGAAGCCAUGCACGAAACGUUUAUGUCGGAUUCCGAGGAAGAAGGUGGCGAAGAUACGGUCCUCUCGGAUCAACCAUACCGUUAUCUAACUGUCGACGAAAUGAAGUCUCUUGGAGACGAUUCGCUUCCGAUUGACGUAACUCGCGACGAGCGACACGAUUCAAAUAAGAUGACCCAAAGUACGGAUUCGCACCAGUUUCCGCCGACGGCUAUGGAAGACUCUAUCAGUCCACAGCACAUGUCUAUGGUACAGUCCGGCAUCUCGGUAACUGAUUUUGCCGACAACAUCAACAUCGAGCGGCAGUCCCAUAUCGGAAAACUACACUGGAAGAACUUCCUGGUCUCUUUCCUGGUGGAUGCCCGUGGAGGAGCGAUGCGCGGCUGUCGCCACAGUGGAGUUCGUAUCAUCGUUCCACCGCGUUCGGCUGCGCAACCUACCCGAAUUACGUGCCGCUACGUGAAACCCCAGCGUACGCUGCAUCCGCCACCGCUAAUGGAAGGCGAAGCGCUGGCCAGUCGAGUGCUGGAGCUUGGCCCGGUUGGGGCUAAGUUCCUCGGGCCGGUCAUCAUGGAGGUGCCCCACUUUGCGUCGCUCCGUGGCAAAGAACGCGAGAUUGUGAUUCUCCGCUCGGACAACGGCGAAACGUGGCGGGAGCAUAACAUCGACAUGUCCGACGAGAUAAUCCACGAUGUACUGAACGAUUGCUUCGAGGCGGAAGAUCUCGCUCAACUGGACGAACUGGGCGGCGGGCGCAUCUGCCGCUUCGUCACCUACGACUUCCCGCAGUACUUUGCGGUCAUCUCGCGCAUCCGCCAGGAAGUGCACGCCAUCGGACCGGAAGGUGGCAUGGUGUCCAGCACCGUCGUCCCACAGGUGCAGGCUGUCUUCCCACAAGGUGCCCUCACCAAGAAGAUCAAAGUCGGUCUACAGGCUCAGCCAAUCGAUCCGGACCUGACGGCCAAAAUGCUGGGCCGGGGCGUUGCCGUCUCACCGGUAGUGACCGUGGAGCCCCGGCGCCGAAAGUUCCACAAAGCCAUCACGCUCAGCAUGCCGGCACCUAGGGCCCACAGCCAGGGCAUGAUCAACCAGUACUCGGGCAAUGCCCCAACCCUGCGACUUCUGUGCUCCAUCACCGUUUUGUGAUUCAAUGCUCUCUCUCUCUUUCUUAACCCCCUUAACCAUCAACUGUCACUCGUUGUUCCACUCUCUCUCUAUUUCUCAUUAACUAUUUGUCUUUUGAGAAAAAUAAUCUGUAACCCGUGAAUCUAACUCUACGAAUCCUCAUUUCCAAUUACAUAAUCUAUCCAAACGAAUAAGUUUCUCCCGAAUACUAUGUCCGUCCAUGCGUUCAAACAAUAUUCAAAAGCUUACGUAAUUAUAGGAGAGAGAAAUUAGUGUUGCCAGAUAAGCAGAUCUUUUGUUCGGACAAUGGCAGCACUGCCACAGUUUUUUCGUGUGUAUGCAUAUCGUCGUUUACCGAAUGUCAUUAUUUUAGUUUGUCUUCAAUAAAAAGCCCAUUUUUUUACUUUUUCUUUCAAGUCGGCCAUAUUCGAUCAAUUUUCGUCAGAACUUUAGAUACAUCUAUACGAACGGUUUUUUGAAUUCAUGUUUUGGUUAACCAUAUAGUAUGUUUUUCGGUUUCAUUUCGUACAAACACACAUACACCCUUCACCACCCGCAAAAUUUUCGGUUCGUCUGAUUUUCAGCGAGGUAGUUUCCCAUAAACAUAUUGUCGAAUGUGCAUUCGUUUCAACUCCAAUCGUAUUUUUUGCGUUGUUUGGUAGAGCAUUUCGUUCGAUAGAAUCCCGCCCUUCAACCUCGAUCCUAUACUUUUUUUUCGAUAGAAAUGCAAAUGUUUUCCCACAUUUAGUUGAAUAUAAC